This is a messenger RNA of Chlamydomonas reinhardtii, 2174 nucleotides long. RefSeq lists its product as uncharacterized. The record is from RefSeq and is a predicted model, not a curated record. Lineage: Eukaryota; Viridiplantae; Chlorophyta; Chlorophyceae; Chlamydomonadales; Chlamydomonadaceae. Gene Ontology annotation, biological process: mitochondrial electron transport, NADH to ubiquinone. The coding region runs from base 117 to 1571 and encodes 484 amino acids. The transcript has 13 exons. Gene Ontology annotation, molecular function: NAD binding; NADH dehydrogenase (ubiquinone) activity; 4 iron, 4 sulfur cluster binding.
CAUUUACUUAGGCAGAGAGCGUAAAUACUUGGGGCGCCUGUAAGAGGCGAGAGUUUGCUUUCCGCAGGCCCAUAAUCAAAGGCCGCAUACUUCUUUUGAGCAGCUAGCCUGCCACCAUGCAGCGCACCGGUGGUCUGGUUAGCCAGCUUGCGGGAGCGCAGCUGACUGGCGCGCUGCAGGAGCUGAAGACUGGGGUGCUUCUGGCCUUCAGCACUGCCGCUCCCGCGGCUGGUGCUCCCCCUCCGCCUCCUCCGCCUCCUGCUAAGACCAGCUUUGGUGGUCUGAAGGAUGAGGACCGCAUUUUCCAGAACAUUUACGGUCGCCAUGACCUCAGCAUCAAGGGCGCCAUGUCCCGUGGCGACUGGUACAUGACCAAGGAGAUCAUCGGGAAGGGCCGGGACUGGAUCAUCGACCAAAUGAAGAAGUCGGGACUGCGCGGCCGCGGCGGCGCCGGCUUCCCCUCCGGCCUCAAGUGGAGCUUCAUGCCCAAGGCCUCUGACGGCCGCCCCAGCUACCUGGUGGUGAACGGCGACGAGUCGGAGCCGGGCACGUGCAAAGACCGCGAGAUCAUGCGCCACGAGCCGCACAAGCUGGUGGAGGGCUGCCUCAUGGCGGGAGUGGCCAUGGGCGCGCGCGCAGGCUACAUCUACAUCCGUGGCGAGUUCGUGCAAGAGCGCCGCGCUGUGGAGCGCGCCAUUAGCGAGGCGUACGCCAAGGGCUUCCUGGGCAAGAACGCGUGCGGCAGCGGUGUGGACUUUGACCUGAUGGUGCACUACGGCGCCGGCGCCUACAUCUGCGGCGAGGAGACGGCGCUGAUCGAGUCGCUGGAGGGCAAGCAGGGCAAGCCCCGCCUCAAGCCCCCGUUCCCCGCGGGUGUGGGCCUGUACGGCUGCCCCACCACCGUGACCAAUGUGGAGACCGUUGCGGUGAGCCCCACCAUUCUGCGCCGCGGCCCCGAGUGGUUCAGCUCUUUUGGCCGCAAGAACAACGCCGGCACCAAGCUGUUCUGCAUCAGCGGCCACGUGAACCGGCCGGUGACGGUGGAGGAGGAGAUGUCCAUUCCGCUCAAGGAGCUCAUCGAGCGCCACGCGGGCGGUGUGCGCGGCGGCUGGGACAACCUGCUGGCCAUCAUCCCCGGAGGCAGCUCCGUGCCGCUGCUGCCCAAGAAGAUCUGCGACGGCGUGCUGAUGGACUUCGACGCGCUCAAGGAGGCGCAGUCGGGCCUGGGCACCGCCGCCGUCAUCGUCAUGGACAAGUCCACCGACGUGAUCGACGCCAUCGCGCGCCUGUCCUACUUCUACAAGCACGAGUCGUGCGGCCAGUGCACGCCCUGCCGCGAGGGCACCGGCUGGCUGUACGACAUCAUGACGCGCAUGAAGAAGGGUGACGCCCGCCUGGAGGAGAUCGACAUGCUGUGGGAGAUCACCAAGCAGAUCGAGGGACACACCAUCUGCGCGCUGGGCGACGCCGCGGCGUGGCCCGUGCAGGGCCUGAUCCGCCACUUCCGUGGCGAGAUGGAGGAGCGCAUCAAGAGCGCCGGCGGCAAGAAGAAGCUUGCCGCGACCGCGUAAAGCCGCGCAGUUCUGCUUCCUGAUCAGCAGACGUGGACUCGGUUUCAGGGCGAUGGAGCUUGGGCCGUGUGUGGCGGGCAAGAGCAGCGGGAGUGGAAGCGGUUGGGGAUGAGCGGCAAAGUGGCGACGGAGGCAUGUGCGUAGCGGCCUUCGUCGGGCGUUGGUGGGUGGGUGCGGUGGGCAUAUCGGCCGUGUCGGCCUGACGGUGCAGUGGCGCAGCAGGGACGGUGCAAGCGCCUGCCUGGCAGUCGUGGUGGGGACGAAGCGCAUCUCAAGGUGGGAGGUGGGAGAAGAGAUGGGUUGGUGCGUGUAGGCACCACACUGGGUGGGGGUGUUGCGUUUGUGGCGAACGCCUUCAAUGGGUGCGUGGCUUAACAACGAGAUCAAAUGUAGUAGCUUGUCGUGACUGUAGGUAGACUUUAAUGCUUGCGCAUGCCGGCAUGCGUGUAAGGCGAGUUAGUGUACUGAAGCAUGCGGGCGGCAUGGCUUCACGAGCCGGCCGCGGCUGAUUGUGUCGGUAUGAGCGUGAGGCAACACAGAUUGCAGCAGGGUAUAGUGCGACGGCAGUGUGGCUUGAGGAUAGCCAUGUAAAGGUUCAUAGAU